ACCACUGACCUUGCAACCUGGGUCCUCUACCCUCAGAAGCCCCUGCCUCUGCAUGCUGCCAGAUCUGCCUCCCUGGGCCGACCCCAGAGCCUGGACGCGGCUGCUGGCCUGAGCAGCAGCGGCAUGGGCAGCACCAGCCCCAGCCUGAGCAGCCUGCCCGCCAGCCGCCUCCUGCUCUCCCCCAACACUGUGUUUCGGACAGGCCCAGAGAAGGUGACAGCCGGCGUGGUUAGGGCUGAGAGACAGGACUGGAGCCCCAGCCCACCUGCCACCCCCGAACAGGGUCUGUCCGCCUUCUACCUCUCCUACUUGGACAUGCUGUACCCCGAGGACAGCAACUGGGCCGCCAAGGGCCCCGGAGUCAGCACUCAGGACAAGCCACCUGAGGAGCCCGAGCAGUGCCCGGUCAUUGACAGCCAAGCCCCUGGGAGCAGCCUGGACUUGGUUCCAGGGGGGCUGACCCUGGAGGAGCACUCACUGGAGCAGGUGCAGUCCAUGGUGGUGGGCGAGGUGCUCAAAGACAUUGAGACAGCCUGCAAGCUGCUCAACAUCACGGCAGACCCCAUGGACUGGAGUCCUGGCAACGUGCAGAAGUGGCUCUUGUGGACGGAGCACCAGUACCGGCUGCCCCCCGUGGGCAAGGCCUUCCAGGAGCUGGGGGGCAAGGAGCUGUGUGCCAUGUCGGAGGAGCAGUUUCGCCAGCGCUCACCCCUGGGCGGGGACGUGCUGCACGCCCACCUGGACAUCUGGAAAUCAGCGGCCUGGAUGAAAGAGAGGACUUCCCCUGGGACAGUUCACUUCUGCGCCUCGACCAGCGAGGAGAGCUGGACGGACAGCGAAGUGGACUCAUCCUGCUCCGGGCAGCCCAUCCACCUGUGGCAGUUCCUCAAGGAGCUGCUGCUCAAGCCCCACAGCUACGGCCGCUUCAUCCGGUGGCUCAACAAGGAGAAGGGCAUCUUCAAAAUUGAGGACUCCGCCCAGGUGGCCCGGCUGUGGGGCAUCCGAAAGAACCGCCCCGCCAUGAACUACGACAAGCUGAGCCGCUCCAUCCGCCAGUAUUACAAGAAGGGCAUCAUCCGGAAGCCGGACAUCUCCCAGCGCCUCGUCUACCAGUUCGUGCACCCCAUCUGAGGGCCAAGGGCCAGGCCCGGGCCUGAAGCUCACCCUCCCUGGACCUCCCUCCUGUCUGCCCUUGUCUGGGCCAGACCCCAAGCUGGGGGCGAGGGAGUGU
Messenger RNA from Pteronotus mesoamericanus, 1231 nucleotides. It is a transcript of the gene SPDEF, whose product is annotated as SAM pointed domain containing ETS transcription factor. The record is from RefSeq and is a predicted model, not a curated record. Gene Ontology annotation, cellular component: nucleus. NCBI's taxonomy places the organism in Eukaryota, Metazoa, Chordata, Mammalia, Chiroptera, Mormoopidae. Bases 124 to 1131 code for a protein of 335 amino acids. Gene Ontology annotation, molecular function: sequence-specific DNA binding; DNA-binding transcription factor activity, RNA polymerase II-specific. Gene Ontology annotation, biological process: cell differentiation; regulation of transcription by RNA polymerase II. The transcript is spliced from 6 exons.